AUGGCUUCCCCCAAGGCCAGGAAUCCUCUGGCCUUCACCCCAUGGCCGGUCACCAUCAUCACGACGUUGGUGUACCUAGCCCUACUAAUCCCUAUCCUGGUUAUCAACACCAACGUCCCGACCGCGCCACAAUCCAGUCCCAAGGGCCUCGACCUCACCGAGGCAUGGCAGGACCUGCAGAUCCUCACGGGCGGCUUCCACCCAUAUAACUCGCGCCGAAACGACAAAGUCCGCGCGUGGUUGCUGGAACGUAUCGACGCGAUUACCAAGACCACGGCUCCUGCGGCAGAGUACCAGGCCUACGAUGAAGAAAAGCCCGACGUUUUCGUCUUCGACGACCUCACCUCGAACCUUACCUCAGUGGACGGUCGUCUAGGCGUGUACUUUGAAGGCACGAACAUCCUCGUUUAUAUUCGCGGCUAUGAAGAUAAGACGGACAAUUGGUGGGAGGUUCCUGGCAAAACACCCGUUGGCAAGGGAGGGGUACUGGUUAAUGCGCACUACGACAGCGUUUCGACCGGAUAUGGCGCGACAGAUGACGGUGUCGGUGUCGUGACUUGUCUACAGCUACUAAAGUACUUCACUACGCCCGGCCACGCCCCGCGUCGUGGGCUGGUGGUGCUGUUCAAUAACGGCGAGGAGGAUUAUCUGAACGGUGCGCGCGCGUAUAGCCAGCACCCGUUGUCGAAAUUCGCCCACACGUUUCUGAACCUGGAAGGUGCUGGUGCUGGGGGGCGAGCGACACUGUUCCGGAGCUCGGAUACGGAGGUUACGCAGGCGUAUGCGAAAUCGAAGAAUCCGUUCGGUACGGUUCUUAGCGCCAAUGGGUUUGAGAAGGGACUUAUUAGUAGUCAGACGGAUUAUGUUGUUUUCGAAGGCAUGCUCGGACUGCGCGGUCUGGAUCUUGCUUUCUUUGAACCGCGGGCGAGAUAUCAUACCGAUCAGGAUGAUGCGCGACAUACCAGCCUGGACUCUGUUUGGCAUAUGCUGUCCGCGUCCGUGGCAACCACCGAGGAACUUGUUUCUGAUUCCAGUGACCAGUUUGAUGGACAUCUUCGGGAUGAUGGCCUUGUAUCUAGUGGUACGGGGACGAAGGCUGUUUGGUUCGACCUCUUCGGUGCUGCGUUUGCUGUGUUCCAACUGCAUACUCUCUUCGCAUUGUCGGUUACGAUCCUGAUUGUCGCGCCCUUGACUCUCCUCGUGACUAGCAUCGCACUUUCGCAUGCGGAUAGGAUGUACUUGUUCCGUUCUUCGGCGUCGUUUGAUUUCAGCGAUGAGAAGUUCGCGCUUCGAGGCUUGCGUGGUUUCUUCCGGUUUCCCUUUCUGAUCGGUGUUCCUACUGCUGUGACUGUGGGAUUUGCCUAUAUGGUGACCAAGGUUAACCCUUUCAUUUCGCACAGCAGCAGCUACGCUGUGUGGAGCAUGAUGAUAUCCGCCUGGAUCUUCUUGGCUUGGUUUGUCUCCUGCGUGGCUGACUUCGCCCGUCCUUCCGCUUUCCACCGAAUCUACACUUGGACCUGGCUGUUUGUUCUCACUUGGGCUUUGUUGGUUGUGGCCACUGUCUUUGAGAACGAGGAAGGUUUGGCUGGUGGCUACUUCAUGUUCUUUUACUUCUCUGGAGUCUUCUUGGCGACAUGGAUCUCGUAUCUGGAGCUUUUCUCCCUACCGACUAUGACCGAAUACAUCAGUCAAUUUGCGCAAGGCUCGCGGCGAGCCAGCAGCUUCGGUAGCCGACUCGGUCUUUUAUCCGGAGAAGAACGCCAAGAUGACGAUGUCGAGGAGGAGGCAACUGAAUCGACAUCGCUUCUUCGUGAUAAUCGUCAACGGACCACAUUUGCAAACUACGUUAAUGUCUCUAAUGAAACCGCCGAAAAUGAAGCGGACAAUGAGGAAGAAGCUGACCCGAACGUCUAUGGAAACGAACAAUCAUGGAGUUCGUCCAUGCCACGCUGGACCUGGAUUCUGCAACUUAUUCUCACUGUCCCUAUCAUUCUCACACUGGUCGCCCCACUUGGUCUCAUACUUACCAGUGCCCUUCAUCAAACCGGUCAGGAUGGCAGCCCGCAGCUGUUCGUGUAUCUAUCCAUCGCCAUUCUGACGGCUGUUCUAUUCGCCCCGAUGCUGCCGUACAUUCAUCGAUUCACUUACCACGUCCCGCUUUUCCUGUUCUUCAUCCUUAUCGGCACCCUGAUCUACAACCUCGUUGCCUUCCCAUUCUCCGACUCAAACCGCGUGAAGAUUUUCUUCCACCAACAAGUCGAUCUGGACAAUGGAAAUUCUACCGCAUAUCUCACAGGCAUGCAGCCAUUCGUGGAAGAAGUUGUCCGCGGACUUCCCAGCUCUUCGGGACAAACAGAGUGUUCCGAUUUCACCAACCGCGUACAAUGUUCCUGGAAUGGCCCAGAGCCACAUGUCGUCCCAAGCAAAACCUCCUCCAAAUCCCCCGGCCCUUCAUCAGACUGGGUCUCAUUCAACAUCUCCACUCCCAACGCCGAGACUCGCUCCGCCCACUUCGAUAUCGCGGGGCAAAACACCCGCUCUUGCCGUAUCACAAUGGACCGCUACUCGAUCAAGAACUUCAGUGUCGUGGGCAGCUCUGCCCCAGAUAAACGGUUCAGUCAUCCAGCCAGUGAAGGUCUCAGUGAGAUCCGUCUCUGGAGUCGGACGUGGGAUGCGAAAUGGAGCGUCGACGUCGAAUUUUCGAAGCACGAUGCCACAUCUGAGGAGGAAGAAGAGCCUUCCCUGUCAAGGGCCGUGUCUCUUGUAUCUGGAGUGAUGAUAAUACCCCCGGCGUCAUUCCUGCUCUGGAUGAAGUGA
This is a messenger RNA of Penicillium waksmanii, 2817 nucleotides long. Its product is annotated as M28 family metallopeptidase. Bases 1 to 2817 code for a protein of 938 amino acids. Gene Ontology annotation, molecular function: metalloexopeptidase activity. Gene Ontology annotation, biological process: proteolysis. The transcript has a single exon. Lineage: Eukaryota; Fungi; Ascomycota; Eurotiomycetes; Eurotiales; Aspergillaceae. The record is from RefSeq and is a predicted model, not a curated record.